This is a messenger RNA of Acanthamoeba castellanii str. Neff, 1791 nucleotides long. Its product is annotated as Dual specificity protein kinase. The transcript has 14 exons. Gene Ontology annotation, molecular function: protein kinase activity; ATP binding. Gene Ontology annotation, biological process: protein phosphorylation. Lineage: Eukaryota; Discosea; Longamoebia; Acanthamoebidae. Bases 1 to 1791 code for a protein of 596 amino acids. The record is from RefSeq and is a predicted model, not a curated record.
AUGAAGUCAAGCGGGCGCGCUGCUGAUCCCAAGGCGGUUUGGGAAACCAAUUCCGAGACUGUUAUCAAAUCGACUGAGAUUGAACUCGGUUCCGAAAUCGCUCGAGGUGGCUACGGCACUGUGUUUAAGGGCAAAUGCAGGGGCCAAACUGUGGCGAUCAAGAAGUUGCACAAUCAGCAUCUCUCUGGUGACAAGCUUGAGGAACUCAAGAAGGAAGUACAAAUUCAAAGUCAAUUGAGGCAUCCGUGCAUCUUGCUGCUCAUGGGCGUCUGCACAGAGCCCGACAAAGUGGCGCUCGUCAUGGAAUACGUGGACGGCAAGAGCCUUGACCGCAUGUUGCACGAGGAAAAGGUCCCUCUCACGCUCCACCAAAAGUUCCAGCUCGCCAAGGACAUUGCCAAGGGUUGCUAUUGGCUGCAUUGCCUGGACCCGCCGAUCAUUCACCGCGACAUCAAGCCCGCCAACGUGCUGGUUGACACCAACUUCAGGGUCCAAAUCUGCGACUUUGGCCUCAGCUGCGUGAAGGAGCCUCCGGGUCCCAAGAAGUCCCGCGUUGUUGGCAGCCCCUUCUGGAUGGCGCCGGAAGUGCUUGCGGGUCACCCCAACACCGAGAAGUCGGAUGUUUUCUCCUUUGCCGUCCUGCUGUGGGAGAUCUUCACCGGUCACUCCCCAAGCGAGGGGGUCGUCGACCUGCGUGGCUACAUGUUCGAUGUCGUGAAUAACAACAGGCGACCUCCCAUUCCCGACGAGCUCGCCAAUGGCAUCAAGGAGCUCAUCAGGUCGGGCUGGAGCCGUUACCCCGAUCAGAGGCCCACUUUUGCCGAGAUCUUGGCGAAGCUCGACGACAUUUUUGUCGAGAUGGUCUUGCAGGAGGAGGUCGCCCAGAAGCUGUGGCAGUCACUCAAGGACAAGAUGGGUCAUCACUACCCCUUCUUUGUGCCGUGGUCCGAGUUCAUCGUCAGUCUGUGCAAGACCCUCAAUGUGCCGGUGAAGCUGGAAGACCCUGGCUUCAAAUCUAUGAAAGCCCUCUUGACCGAGGAGUACAAGGACAUGACCAGCAGCAAGUACCCCGACAUCGUGAGAUGCGAGACGUUCGGUGAUUUCCUCGGCCGCUUUGGCCCCCUUGUUGCCGAUGCUCCGUUGCCGGACCUCAUCUCUCGGCUUCGGACAAUCUGCGAGUGUGACUGGUUCCACGGUGACAUCGAAGUCAAUGCCGCCAAGUCACGAAUUCAGGGCAAGGCCCCGGGUUCUUUCAUUGUCCGACUGGGUUCCGCUCCGCAGAGCUUCACCAUCAGUCGUGUGGUCGACGACAAGAAGAAUCCCAUCAUCCACCAGCGUAUCCUCAGGAAGGGCGGUCUCUUUGUCGUCAUCAACAACGAAACGCAGGAGAUCAAGUCUUUCCUCGGCUUGAAGGAGCUCGUGGAUGGCGUGAAGCAGGACCUCAACCUUCACUACCCGGUGAACCAGGACAGAGUGUUCGCGCCCUUCUUCAGACCAACGGCGCCCGACAACUCGGAGUACCUGGACACGUCGCUGCUCGACAGCAUGGCCACGACCUCGCUCUCGGCGAUCCCCGUCCAGACGAAGGAGAAGGAGGACAGCGGCGACAAGGCGGCCAAGGACGCCCCGAAGAAAAAGAAGAAGAAGGAGAAGACCGGCGAGAAGGCGGGCUCCAAGGAGAAGAAGAAGAAGAAGGAGAAGUCCGGCGACAAGGAGGAGAAGAAGAAAAAGAAGAGCAGCAAGAAGGGAGACGACGCCAAGCCCAAGAAGGAGAAGAAGGAGAAGGUAUAA